Folsomia candida is the source of this 2943-nucleotide messenger RNA. It is a transcript of the gene Phm, whose product is annotated as peptidylglycine alpha-hydroxylating monooxygenase. Gene Ontology annotation, molecular function: oxidoreductase activity, acting on paired donors, with incorporation or reduction of molecular oxygen, reduced ascorbate as one donor, and incorporation of one atom of oxygen; copper ion binding. NCBI's taxonomy places the organism in Eukaryota, Metazoa, Arthropoda, Collembola, Entomobryomorpha, Isotomidae. Gene Ontology annotation, cellular component: membrane; extracellular region. The record is from RefSeq and is a predicted model, not a curated record. The transcript is spliced from 16 exons. Gene Ontology annotation, biological process: peptide metabolic process. Bases 1000 to 2025 code for a protein of 341 amino acids.
GUUGAAGCCUGGUGCAGUCGUCUUUCUUACAAAGUCACCGAGCGAUAACAAAAACAACUUAAUUAUUAAUUUCCUUUGGUUGGACUGAUACCUUCCCAACUGCCACGGAGGAGUUAUAUUUAUCAUUUGUUAGUUGAGAUUAUCAUGACCACAGUCCCUAUGGCACACACCACACGGCGACAAACUAUACCGUGUAAACUAAACUAAAUAAAUAAAGACCUCGCUUGCUUAGUUGCUUGUGAUUUCGUAUCAUCAUCUAAUUUGCUCUCAUACGUACAAGUAGAGCUAAUGAGCAACCAAGUGUGAUAACUGCAGUAUUUAGUGCAUAAUUAAUGAGAGCAGUAUUUGGAAAACAUGAUAUUAAUUGGUUAACUUCCUCCGUGCAAAGUUAGUUUCAUUUUUGACAUUGACUUUCGACCUAAUCUUUAAGGCAAACUCCACCCGCGAGUGUGCAUGCAAGUGCACUCACCAAGUGACAUCCUAUUGCGACUAUUGUCGGUGGGAGGAUAGGAGAUCUAAAUCUGGAACGAAAUAACAAGGAGACAUCCGAGUCCGAGAUUUUAACGCCAUAUGCUAAAUGUGAAUGAAAACACUCACGUCUGCGUUUUUGAAGUCUAUCGAUCCACGCGACGUCAUUCGCAAUUUCAUUGCCCACGCAAACCAACAUCCAUCAGGACAACAACUACUCUUCGACUGAAGUACGACCGCCUAAAAGCCCUCUGCAACUUGGUAGUCCCUCUUUGUGUGGUUUGUGGUCAUUGUAGCUGUAUUAUUUUUAAAAGGUAGUUCAGUUGACACAAGUGCACAGAGAUAAAUCAACUACAUUUCUCUUGCAAUAGUAUCGCCACUGAUUUAUUUGCAGUAUUCGGAUACACAAAUCGCAUAGCACUACAUUAUCUUUUUUUGCAACAGAUUGACCUUAAAACUGGGUAUCUUCCACUGAUUCAGAUAGUUUAAUAAGUAAUUUAGUAGCUCAUUUCUGCGGAGAUAUCAUUCAAGAUGAAUAUGGGAGCUUAUUUUGGGUUGGUUUGCACAUUCUUGAGCACAAUAUCUUUCAUCGAAGCAUUUGAGAAGCAGUCGUUUCCAAUCUUUAUGCCAAAUGUGCAGCCACAAAAGCCCGAGACCUAUUUAUGUACCCCCAUUCGUGUAGAUCCUACAACUAAACAUUACAUUGUUGGAUUUGAACCAAAUGCAUCGAUGGACGUGGCCCAUCACAUACUCAUGUAUGGCUGCUCUGUACCUGGACGAAAUGAAGAGGUUUGGAACUGUGGCGAAAUGGCAGCAGCCCGUCAGCCUGGUCUGAAGUCAGCGAGCCCUUGUGCGAAGGGGUCACAAGUGAUCUACGCCUGGGCCAGAGACGCCCCAGCUUUAGACCUCCCCGACGGAGUGGCGUUCGAAGUGGGAGGCAAUACGGCCAUCCAAUACAUUGUGCUCCAAGUUCACUACGCGGAUGUGUCGUCCUUUGAAGAUGGUAGUACUGACAACUCUGGAAUUAUCCUACACUAUACCGAGACACCGCAACCUAAAGCUGCCGGCGUAUUUCUUCUUGGAACAAACGGAUGGAUUCCUCCACUCCAAACAGAAUACAUGGAAUCCGCAUGCACCAUAAACGAGGAUAAAGUCAUAAAUCCAUUUGCGUUUAGGACACAUACACAUUCACUGGGCAAAAUUGUAUCUGGUUAUCGUGUACGAAGAGAUCACAAAGGAGUGGAUCAAUGGACACUCAUCGGAAAAAAGAAUCCAAUGCGACCACAAAUGUUUUAUCCCGUAGCAAAUAAUAUCACUAUUACAAAAGGAGACGUUCUGGCUGCAAGAUGUACCAUGGUCAGCAAUCGAGCGAGGAUUACAAAAAUUGGAGCAACGAAUGAGGACGAGAUGUGCAAUUUUUACGUGAUGUACUGGAUGGAGGGGUCGAGCCCACUGAACCAAAAGUACUGCUUCACUAUGGGUCCGCCCUUUUACUACUGGAGUCGUGGGAAGCCCUGGCUGAACAACAUUCCCGACAAAGACGCCUCCUCCAUCUAAUAAAACGGAAAGAAGCCAAUCAACGAAGAAAUCCGUAUUAUUUUUUAGAAAUAAUUUUUGCAGAAGCGUUGUUGCACAAACUUUCGUUACGGGAAGUUGAGUUAUUUUUAUGUUACACGAAUUCUUUCAUAGUUUUGUAUCAUUUCUAUUCACAACUUGACUAAUCCUGAGUAUGCAUUCCAUAUUUAUUUUUUUCACCUAUUAGGUUUGUAAAAAUCUGAAAAACCUGUUUAAAAUUUAAAAUUUUGUAACAAUUGUGUUAUUUCUCAAUGAGCUGGAAAAAGACUGUAUGACGUACUUGUGUUUAAAAAUGUAACUUUAUUUCUUUGUUAGUAAAUUAAUUCUGAUUGAGUAAGAUUAAGGUGUAAAAUUAUAUAAAAAAUGCAUAUAAAAAUCAACUCCAUAUUUCAAAAGUCUGACGAUUUAAGCAAAUGUCUCCCCUAUCAAAUAUUGUAAAUUACACUGUACUAAAAAAAUAUUUCAUCAAUUUGAUGUACACACGUGUGAAAUCUGAUUGUGCGUACCUUGUUAAACCUUAAAUUGCGUGAUUGUUGUUGAUGAACAUUAAUGUGAUCUGUCUAAAGAAUCCUAUUUACCUAUAUCUUGUCCAUAUUUUAGUUGUUAUUACACAUCUUCCAUAGCAUACGACAUAUACUAAUACUAUGUAUGUAAAUUAGAAAGUAUUUUCAUGAUCGGUGCUCUGAUUCAAAUUCCACAUCGGUAAUAUAUGCCGUUUACAUAAUACUUAACAAUAAUUUGAAUUACUCCAAGUGCAGAUUGCGUGUCAUUUUUUUAAAUCAUUUGUUGUGUUCAAGUCUUUUAGGAAGAUUGUAAGUUUACAUUAUUGGCAUUUGAUUUAUUUUUUAUAUAUCAAUUGGUGCAGAAUAAUCCGUAAUAAAAUGGUUUGUUUCAAUCAGA